GUGGAGAACGAACUUGUGGUGUACAUGAGCUAAUCUGCAUUAGAAAAGUGUCUCCUGAAGCAAUUGGAUUCCUGUCUGCUGUUGGUGUGUUCAUUAUCCUCAUGUUGCUCCUUUUUCUAUAUAUUAAUAAGAAGAUGUGUUUUGAAAAUGUUGGUGGUUUCCCAGAUCUUGAUUCAGGAUACACUACAAGAAAGAAUUCACAAGAUAAACUUUGUUAGAAUAAAAAUGCAUAUUUACUUCUUGCACAGUUGUAUUAUUUUUGAAAAUAAUCAAUUUUAUUAUGGUUAGUUGAUGCUGCAAUUGAUGGAAGACUGUCACUUUGCUACUUGAUUUUUGGCUUCAUUUGAAGAUACUUAUGUUGCUCUCAUUAUUAUUGUCAAUGCAUAUUGAAUGGAAAGAACAAAGCUGCAACUUCACCUGCUAAAUAUGUUAAGUUUGAGGUAACAAAAGCAAAUAGCUGUGAAAUUGAACUUGGAGAAAUGGAGAUGAUCUGUUUGUGAAACAGAAGACCUUUCUAUAGAAAAGUUGUUGUUGAUCAAUACAUUGGACAAAUGGCGUUUUUCAGGAACUUGCACCAAAAUCUGAGCCUUCCAUCUGUGUCUUCUCUGGUUGAUACGCUUAGCAAUGCUGUAGAUGAUCUGACCAAUGCUGUUGGAGAAGUCAGCUACACUGUAGCUGAUUCAGUAACAGAACAAGUAACAAGCAUGAUAAAUGGCCUUCGCGCAGAGGAUGAAAGCUCCAAAGUACAGAAUGGUAAACCUAUGGAUGGUAGAGAGGAAACACUAUUAUUAACUCAUUCCAAGGAAAUUAAUAUGAAGGAAGAAAGUAGUACUGCAGAACAUAAAGAGACUCAUUAUCCUAAUUCAUUAGAUCUUGUAAAAAAAGAUCUAAAUCAAGCCCAUGUCAUAUGCAAAAACCAGUGCCCAUUAAAAGGCAGAGAUGGUAACAAUCAUUUUAAUGAUGCAGAAGUGCCUCAGGAUUUGAAAAAUGUAGGAAGAACUGUUAAAAGGGAAGCAGUAGGAGGAAAUCAGUAUUUAGUAAAUAAGUUCUCAAAGGAUAGUAACCUGAAAAGUAAUAAAUUUACAGUGGAUGGUUCUAUCAAGGGACAAAAUAAUUGCCUACAUGCAAUAUCAGGUAAUUCUAAGAAUCACUUGCAAGGAAAAAUCAAACCACAAUCAUCUGGAAUUGAUUUUAAGGAUUCCGAAGAAGUGCAUAGGAUGAAUGUUUCCCAAGAUUUAGAAACAAAAGUGAAUGAAGUACAAAAGCAAAAAUUAUCAGAUUCCAGCUUGAAAAAGACAGACGACGAUCCUUCCUUAACAGAAAGGAAAUCUGAAGCAAAAGAAAGGAACUCUGAAGCUUUUUUUGACAGAAAAGGAAAACCUAUAACAAAGGAGGAAGAUAAUACAUCAGCUACACUUACAAAAGCAGGUAAAAAGAAAAAUCCUAAGAAAGCAGAGAAAAGUUCAAGAGAGCUAAGUAAUAAGAGGACAACAGAAAAAGACAACUCUUAUAUGAGUAAAGACCAGCAUGGCUCAUCAUCUGAGAGUGAAGAUGAAGCACUGGGUAAAUAUCAUGAGGCCUUGUCUAGAACCCAGAGUUCCAGGCUGCCAGUGGUGGAUGGCAGACAGCAAAAAAACUAUGUAUGGGAGACCAGGCAAAAAUAUAGUCCUCUGUCUGCAGAAUAUGAUGGAUAUAGUAGUGAAGCUUCCAUAGAUGAAGCGAACUGCAUUCAGAGGAUGAGAAGAACACCUCCACUAGAUGAACUGCAGCCACCUCCAUACCAGGAUGACAGUGGUUCUCCUCAUCUUUCAUGUACGCCCUCUGAAGUUGGAGACAGUAAAUGUGAAUUUUCCCAGUGUAGCAACAGUCCAAGAUGUUCAUAUAAGUGCCCGAGUGAGGGAAGCACAGGACACGAAAUAGAAAGCUUCCAUAACAAAGGCUAUGAAGAGGAUGUACCAAGUGAUAGCACAGCUGUCCUUAGUCCAGAGGAUAUGUCAGCUCGAGGAUCAUCUUCGCAGCUUCCUAAACCUUUUGAUCCUGAGCCAAUAGCUAAAUAUGGCACACUGGAUGUGACUUUUGACUAUGACUCACAGGAACAGAAGCUUCUGGUGACAGUGACAGCUGUCACAGACGUUCCAACAUACAGCAGGGCAGGUGGAAGCUCAUGGCAAGUACACCUAGUUCUUCUCCCUAUAAAGAAACAGAGAGCAAAAACCAGCAUCCAGCGGGGACCGUGCCCUGUCUUCACAGAGACAUUCAAAUUUAAUCACGUUGAGUCUGAGAUGAUUGGGAAUUAUGCAGUUCGUUUUAGACUGUACAGUAUACGUCGCAUGAAAAAAGAGAGGAUUGUGGGAGAGAAGAUUUUUUACUUAACAAAAUUGAAUCUUCAAGGGAAGAUGUCAGUACCAGUGAUAUUGGAACCUUCUUACAGUCUGUCUGGUUGCGACUCCCAAAUGAGCAUGUCAGAAGUGUCCUGCAGUGAAAGUACCUCCUCUUGUCAGUCUCUGGUACAUGGCUCAGCUCCAGAAAUCCUCAUUGGCCUCCUUUAUAAUGCUACAACUGGAAGAUUAUCAGCAGAAGUGAUAAAAGGCAGCCACUUCAAAAACUUGGCAGCAAACAGACCACCCAACGGACUGUUCUGUUGUCUAAAACACUUGAUAGGUGGACAGGUUUAUAUAAUCCGAGAUACAUAUGUUAAAUUAACACUGCUGAACUCCAUGGGGCAAGAGAUGUCCAAAUGCAAAACUUCAAUCCGCCGAGGGCAACCAAAUCCAGUAUACAAAGAAACCUUCAUUUUUCAAGUGGCAUUGUUUCAGCUGUCAGAUGUGACACUCAUAUUGUCUGUAUAUAAUAAACGCAGCAUGAAACGAAAAGAGAUGAUAGGGUGGAUUUCCUUAGGUCUCAACAGCUCAGGAGAAGAUGAACUCAAUCACUGGACUGAAAUGAAGGAAUCUAAAGGACAACAAGUAUGUAGAUGGCAUACUUUACUAGAGUCUUAAUGGAUGGUACAAAAUACAGUCGUGGUUUAAGGGAGUUUUGUCUUUCAAGAAGAUCAUCCCUUGGUCACAAUCAAGAGAUUUGUUGUGGAAGUAAAAAAUUGAAAAUUGAAGUCAACAUUCCAUCUUAAAGGAUGCACAACAUGCAAAAUGGAGCGAUUUAAUAUAUCAUCUUCACUUAGUAUCAGACACUUUGCUGGUGUCAGAGAAACCUUACUUUAUACAAAUAUGCUAGCAGUCCCUCCCCCAUCUACCUGAUGCUGUAUUGGUUUGGGUUUGUUUUGUGUUUUUCAAUUCAGAAGUAUUUUAUGUAAGACUCUCCAAAUCAGUGUAAGCUCCUCCUUGUGUACUUUUCUUAUUUCUGUAAUACUGUAGCUUCUGACCUGCCUGCAUUCAGAUUAAGGGUCAAUAAUUUGCACUACAUAAAAAAAGAAAAAGUUAUUAGUCUGUAUAGCAAAAAAAAAAGCCAAUGGAGAAGAAAAUUUAGAAAUAUAGCAAAUAUGAAUAUACUGUUGUUUUACGCUGAAUUUCUUUCCAGGAGCUUAGUACAAGUAAGUUUUAAUUUUUAAUAUGCAGUUGGUUUGAAAAAUACUAGCAUUGAGGCAUCAGGUGAACUUUGACAUAAAAUAAGAGUUUCUUCAAUCUGUGACAGGAACGAGCUCUGUACGUGGCAUAAAUUGGGUCUUCCCUCUUGCCUGUGCUUCUGCCUAAUCCAAAGAGACCAGAUCAUUAGUUUGGUCCCUUCCAAAUCUCCUUAGACAGGUUGUACUGUAAAAUUGUGUAACUUUCUGUUGAAAGCACUUCCUGUGUUCAUGUAUUCCAAUGUAGGAAGCUCAUAGAGCAUGACUUUACUAAAAUACCUUUUCAUUAAACAAAUUGAUACGGAUUUCUCUAAAAUGUCAGCAGUUAGAUCAAAAGACUGCGAAAGAAGUGGCAGCAGUUGAACUACUCAGAACAAACAGGAGAAGUACUAUGACUUUUGUUGAAGCAGACAUCCGUUUGAGCCUCUUAUGAGCUGUUUUAGGGAUUGCUGUAUGAUGUUUAAUGGAAGCAGAGAGCAGACCAGGAGUUUUUAUCUUUCUUCUUGGAGAAGAGAAUAUCAGCGAGUUACUUUUUUUUUUUUUCAAUGACUUGCCAGCAAUUGAAUAAAUGUCCACACCCAAAGGAGAAAUCUGCUUUGCUUAUGUUCAGGUUGGGGACUGCAGCUUUGUAAUAAUGACACGGUUGUGAAGCCACAUUAUCACGAGAAAGUUUGCCUUCAAAUAAACCCUCACAGCUUCCACUGAAAUUAGCAAAAUAUCUGUGUUUCUAAGAUUCCUGUUUGGCCCUAACAUUUUAACUACUGGCACACUAACUUAACUGACUGCCAGAUCCAAUUCAGAUUACUGAAGUUGUGGAUUUUCAUGUAGACAUUUAUUUAAAAUGCUUCCCAAUUCAUUUUGCCUGUGAUUAUAAGUUUCAUUUACUUUUAAUUGUUACUGUAUGGAAUGCAAGCAAAUUUAUACUUCUUAUAAAUUAUGAUGUCUUACUAAUAUGAGAACUCACUGGCUGUUGCAACACUUGGUGGGUAGAAGAGUGAAGUUUUGGAUUUUUUUUGUGAGAAUUAGUGGUAUUAUAUCCUUUAUAAUACUUUCAGCAAUCCUGGCUUUAGGAUAUAUAGUGAGAUUGGAGACGGUGAGUAUAUUAUAAUAAAGAUAUUUCGUGUGGUUCUCAAAUUCUCACACUACUUAACAAUUUCACGAGGUCCUCUUUAAAGGAUAUUGUAAUUCCACUUCUUAGUUUAUUUGGUGCCUUUUGAGGGGUUUGUUUGCAGAACCAGGUUUUCAGGUUUUAUUGAUUUAAAGAUUUAAAACACCUUAUUACACGACUUUUGUGUUCUGAUAUUGCACAGUUGUUUCAUUUGCAGAAGCCUUAUCUACUAAAUACAUAAAAUACCAACUUUCUUUAAGCAGAAAUCGUCUUGCACUGAUAUAAGUUGUGUCUUUCAGUCCUUUUUGUUGCUCAGGUUGUGAAAUGUAAUGUUAUGUGUAGAAUUUAAAAAAAAAUCAACAAUAAUUUUAUAAGCAUAAGUCAAAUGCUCAAAUUUUUCUAAUCCUUUUAGCUUUCUUUAUGAUAGAAGUGCUGACUUAAGAGCCCAUACUGAUACAAAGCAGUUUUUCAAUGCAUAUAGAAGGAUUUUUACUCAUUUGCUUUGUGGGUAUUGGGAUGCUCUUUCCUAAAGUUGAAAGUUAUCUGUUAAUGGUUGUCUCUUAUGUAGGUUUUUCUUUAUAAAAUAGCGUAGAGUACUUAACAGCAAGUCUUGAGCGAAUUAGUUCAAGCGGAGGGUUAAUAUCACCAUUAAACUAAUUAAGUCAGUUUGGAAGGUGCAGCAAGUAACCUGUUACAGAAUCCAAGCUGAACUAACAGUGUCAUGACUUGGGUUUCAGUUUGGAAGGUGCACUGCUUCAAUUUUACGUGCUAAUCAUUCAGAUUUAUUAGACAUUGAAAUCAUAAUUUAGACACAGCAGAGAUUUGUAACAGCCUAUGUUGGGUGCAUUUGGGAUGACUCCUCUUUCUAGAUCAUGUGACUUUUCCCAAGUUCUCUAGGUCCGAUUCGUGCUUCAGGAAAAAAAUGGUUUGGCUUUUUUGGAUUUUUACCGUAGAAAAGGUGGAAGUGAAUGUUUAACUUUAGGCAAUAGAAUAUGGGUUUUCCAUGCAAAACCAGUCACACCAAUAGUUGGAAUUCAGCAUAGGAUUGUUAUGAAUUAGUUAUAGUAUCAGUAGCUGUCAUGUUGCCUUUUUAUUCCUAGAGCCCAUUCUUUUGUUUGUCAUUUUGUUUUGCUUAUUGCUUUUUACAAAUCUAUACUCUUGUAUUUGAAAUCUGUCUUUAUCUAAAGUUUUGGUAAACCCUGCAUAGUGGCUCGUACAUAAAGUGUGUGUGUGGCGGGGGGGGGGUUGUGCAUUCAGUUAAGUCUCAAGCAUGGAACAGAAUAUAAAGAACAAAAUAAUGGAAACAAAUUAGAUUUGUGUUUUCCUCAGAGUGGCCACUGCUGGCUUUUUGUAGCUUUUUGUUAUUUACCUUUCUUCAGAAGCAUUAGUAGUACUUGGAAGAGCCUAUCAAAUUAUUUGACUACUUUUCUGUGUGCCAAUGUACCAUGUAAAGAUUAUAAUUCUUGAAUUGAAUGUUUCCUGAUAGUGUAGCCUUAAAUAAUUGUAGAACAAUGAAGUUCUUACAGAUUCUGUACUUGAAAAUAUUUCAUCCUUUCCGCAUCUAAUCUAUAUUUGGAUUAAAGUUUAGAACAUUUCACAUGGGUCUUCUCAAAGGUACGCUCUUCUUAAAGAGCUAUUAAUGAGAGAAAAGGUGGUUGGUUCCGUUUACACUCUGUGGUAAGGGCGAGACUGUGAUCCAACAGGCCAGUGCAGGCAAGUGCAAAAUCUCACUGUGCAGAAGGAUGAGAGGACAUACUGCUGCUGUAGGACAUAGCUGUUUCUUAUCUCUGUGGAGGCAAGGGAUAAGCAGAGCCGUGCUUCUGCUGCCCAUUCAGCUGGAGAGCACAGCCGAUCGAGCGUGCAGACAUCCGCUCGUAGUGGUGAGGUUCAAAGCUUGGUCCCUGCCGUGCUGCCUCGUGCUCAGAACUGAAGAGACAGCCACCUUGUAACCACGCAGUGAGGUCCGACUGCAAAGGCAGAAGUUAGGCAAGGUAUAAAUUCUACUACUUGAGAAAUAUAACAUAAUUUCUUAAUGUAAUUAAAAUCCUCUAACCUCAUUAAUAAUUAGAUUUCAAAUAUGGCGAGUCCUUGGAACUCACGUGUGUGCUGUUACUGGAGCUGAAGAUUCUGUUUAUCAAUUUAGUGAACGCUCAAGCUGAAAACGGAUUUUGCGGCAUCUACUGUAGAGAAUAUUUUCGCCUGUAAACUCUUGUAACCAUUCCUGAUGGCUAAUGUACUGCUGGCAUCAGUACCUUCCCAUAUUCCAUAUCUUUGGACCAAAUAUGUCUUUGUUGUUGACCUAAAAUUUGUAUUUGUGUUACUGAUAUUCUCUCUUUUCUCCCUAAUGACUUGCUCCUGUGAACUCCCCAGCAGCCUGAGAAACCUGCGGCAGUCACUUGACCUUGGCAGUCAGGAGCACUCUGCCCCUCUUGCAAUAAGGUGCUGGGGCAAUCUGGUGCAAAAUUUUAUGACUCGUUCAGCUCCUGAAGGUUUCUAAGAUGCAAAAUCUUUGGAGUUUUAGCAUGAUGAGGCAGAGGAAGAAAACCUCUUUUUUUUUUUCCUUUUUGCAAGGCUAUAAGAUGUUUUGAUGUACGAAUUGAAUACAGAUCACUGUUACAACACAAAAAUUCUAAAAAAGUUUAUGACGAAAUCAGAGAAUUAUGUUUUAGGCAAAGCUUUUUGACCUUAACUGUUCCAACUUGAAACUAACAGCAGAAUGCCCUUUGAUUUUUAACUGAGAGCUGUACUGAGCCCUUUACCCCAUUCUUCACACUUUCUGGAGGAUUGCUGUCUUAUCUAAAGCAGUCUCUAAUAUUAUGGCUUGUCAACUGUAAGGCAGACUGACUUCCUCCUUAAGCUGAUUUUUUAGUAACCACUAAAUAUUCAUUUAAUUUUCCCACUGAUAGGCACUGAUAGGCAUUAAUGGUAAUGAGAGGAACUCAGAGGCCAUCAACGGGAGAAUAGACCUGACCCUGAAAGCAUAAUAGGAUCAGCAGAUGAGCGCGUUGGUACAGGAUAACACCUGCAACAUAAGCAAAUGUAAUUUAAAUUAUGAACAGAGGGAAAAAGCAAAUAUCAGGAGACUGUUAUAAAUUAAAGUAUUCAAUUAUUAUCUCUUCUUUUUGUUUCUUCUUUACUGUUCACUGUCAGAACAAGCCAUCCAAGAAUUCUUUAUUUUUGGCCUAUUUAACUCAACUGCCAGGUUUUGCAGUACACCAAAGCUGGAUUUUGGCCUAUUUUGUUGGUCACUUUUAAGGGAGAAGUCACAGGAGCAUUUACUUGUCAGUGAAUCAAUACCUGAUAGAGUGAUCUCAUCUGAGAGUGAGAGCGUUAAAAUAAGUGAUGGCUUGAUACCGAGUUAUCUACAAUGACUCAGAUUCUACUCUUGGAGCCUUGUGGUCCUUGGAAGACCCUGCUCAGAGAAACAGUUGUGGAAACUGCACAUAUUCAAAGCUGCACAGAUUUGUAUGAGCACUUUAUGGCUUCUGACCUAAUACAUUUUAGAGAUAUAAGAAGGGUGAAUAGUGUUCAGAAUGGAUACACACUGGCUUACAAAGACUUGUGUAGCCUUAAGAACUUAUUACUGCCCCUCCAUAAAUUCAAGCAGGAUUUCUUCCUUUCCGCAGACUGCAGAAAGCUUGUGCACCAGGCUUAUCUGCUUAUACCUACCUAAAUAUGGCACAGUUAUAUUGAUGUUAGCAAGCUUAGUCCAGAUGUAACAUGGUACAACUGAAUAAUUUGGUCUGACAUAGGCUGGAUCAGGUUUCAAUGCAUAGGCUUUUGCUGGUACAAUGUAAAAUAAGGUCCUUAUGAGCUGAACAUGCCAGGAGUUAGGAAAGCGGGUAGUACUGCUUGUUUAGGAAUGGAAAACAGGAACCAACUAUGCCCCAGAAAACGGGCAAGGUUAGCCUAAUAGCAAGUAGGGAACGCCAGCUGCGUUAUAUGUUAUUUCGUUCACUUUCUUGGAAACAUCUACUGGCAGAGCUCGUGUAAAGCCCCCAAGACUUGCCUAUCUCUGAGAAUCCCACUCAGUAGAGCAAAAGCAGUAAUAUAAUACUAUGAAGGAAUACCUCAUGGACAUUCAGGGAUGUAGUUAACGUCAUCCUUUUUCCUCUUGUGUCUGAGGACAGGAGUUGCCCACUGUAUCGAGUUAAUUCUUUUGCUGUGUUUUUCAAAGCCAAUGGACGUUCAUUGCAUGUCUAAGAUUCAAAAUGGAUUGAUGUAUAACUUUGAUUUCCAAAGCAUAAGUUCAAAUGAAUCUACAGAGUUAACUAGAAGCAUUACCAUAACUUCUGAGAUGUAAGGUGAUUUCUAUGCCAUAGUGCAAGCAAGGAGCUGGGCUUUGAACAAGUUUUGAUAGCAAAUUUUGCAAAUGGCUUGUUAUACUGUUUUAAGAAAAUUUGUAAGCAGUUGAAUGUAUUAGGGAACAGUAACAAAACAAAAGAUGGAGCAGUGAUCUUUUUUUACUAUACAGCUAGUUUGCUGUCCUUUCCAGUAAACCACAAGGUUCAUUACUGCUUGGUACUGUUUCAUUUAUGAUAACUGUUUUUAAAGUGAUUUUCAUGACAAAGUGUAAUUAGUGAAACUUUUAUUCAAUUUUUCCCUUUCUUUGCUUUUUUUAAGGAGAAAUUUCUCCUUAUAUAGUAUAUAUACUUUCUUACAGAGCUUUCUUACCUAUUUUUAUAUAAGGUGAUUUAACAAUGUAAAAUUAAAUGCUCUAUGAGCAAAGCUAUAUCACUGUUAAACAAUCUAAGUGCUAAAAUAAUGACUAAGGGCCUGAACCCUACUGCCUUUCGCUCAGGUCCUGGUUUAACCACGCUUCUUUCAUGCUGUGUAGUACCUUUGCCCAUAAGCAGGUCCAUCUAUGUCUUUGAGAUGACUCAGGGAAAGGUACUAUUAACAUGAAUAACAGUGGUAAAACUGAGCCUCUUCUCCAUUCUUAGUGGGACAUCUGUCAUGAGUAAAGGCUGCUGACUCUGUCCCAAAAUUAUAGAUUAUAGUUCCCUUGAUCUUCAGUAAUUUUGAACUUGUUUUCCGGUGACUAUAAGCUAAUAACUGACAUACAAAUAUUGAACUGUGCUGUUAUCAGCAAGUUUAUUAAAAUGUAUUUCACAUUUUAAUUGAUUCUUUCAUAGAGAUAUAAGAAAUUGGAUUUGUGAAGCAUUAUGCUGCAUAAAGGCAGGACACACAUUCACCACAUUUUUAAUGAGUGUGUUAAAUAUACAGUAUGUAGCAUUUUCUUGCGUACUUUUAUAUAGUCUGUACACCACCGAUGCACUCGGUGCCUUGUUUCUUUUUGUACAAAACUAAUAUUUAGAGAAACUGAUGUUAUCGUGUGUAAACAAUGUCACUGCAGUUCAAGAGAUGUCUUAACCUGAUUAUUCCUAGUACAGGAGGUUUUAAAUGGCUAUUCAGUUCAACAUAAUGCAUUUCUUUGAUUUUUAAGCAGUCCCUUUUCCUUCCUCAUCCCCCUUUCCAAGAAACCUCCUCAUACAACUGUUUGUUCUUAAUCGAUUCCUGUGUCUGAUGUAAGUCACAUGGUGUUAACCAAAGAACCAAGUCUGUUUCUCAUUCUUUGGGCAAAUAAUGUUUGGACUCGCUAUUACUUAAAGACAGAAAUGAUAUAAUGGAUCUCUUUGAACAAAAAAUAAAAUAGGCUUCUGUAAAUGUGAUUCACAGCUGAGGAUUCGAGAUACCUCUUCUCUUACUGGUUGUGCACUUUCGCGUCAGUAGCAAAGCGUUUGAUUUGCAUUUCUUUGUGUGUUUUAAUCAAACUCACAAAACAAAUAGAAAGAAACAGUGCUGUCAAAUUAGCCUAUUUUACCCAUUUUAUACAUAUGUCAGAAGUUUACAACUGCGAGAACACAGGUAGGUUCAAGUUUUUCUGUGUCUAAAGUCCUGAUAUUAUAUAAUACUAGCUAGUGUAUACUGGUCUUACAGAAACAGACUCAUGCUGCAUUAUAUGUACAUUUCCUAUUAAUAUCCUCUUUCUUGUGUAAUUUAUGUAAUAUAACACUAUUUUCAGCUACUGUUUCAACUUGAAAUUCCUUAAGAGAGAAUGCAUGUAUAGCCUUAAACAUUCAAGACACCGGGACGUUUUAAAGGGACUAGGUCAUAUUUGCAAGUCCUUUUUGGCACAGAAAUCAGAAAAUUAUUUUUAUAUAUCAGCCUGUUAAAAAUUGCGGAAAAUGAGUAUAUUGCAGUCAUGUUACCAACCACACUCAACUCCUAAAUAUAUGCACUUACAAAAAGCAUUUCUGCCGACCUCUUUGGAGGUGAAAUAUCAGUGCUCGUUUUAUUUUCGUUCUUGAAUUUCCUUGUUUUGUUUUUAGAGCCUCUUCAGUUUUAUAUUUUGAUUUCUGUACUGAAACCUGGAGCCCGUAACUAAUGUGUGUGACUGAAUUUGCCACUAUUUUCAGAAUUCCUUGAUCUUCUUUUCUUUUCUGGUAUAUUUUAAGUAAAUAAAAUUCUCUAUAUUGGUUUUACAUUUUGGCAGUAACAAAAUCAGAAUGAAAGGUUUUUUUUUUUUCAACAGUUUAUAUGGCUUAUUGAGUUCUUAAGACUUUGUUUGAAACUGUCAUUAUAAUACAGAUAAAGACUUACUUUUCAUUGCAUUUCAGUCCACUUUAGGUGAAAAUGGCGUUCUGGCAAUGAAUAUGCAGAUCUGGACAUUGGGUGUCAAAUUGUAAAUCCCCAGAGGGUUUUAUAAUUAUGUGUCACUUUGUAUCUACAGUAUCUCCAGUUGUGUGUUGUCAGAGACUUGUUGUUUUGUUUUCUUUAUUAUUAACUAGCAAAAAACUCUUUUAACAUUUUAUGCUAGUAUGUGUUAAUCUUGAGGGUUUCCAGUGUGUAAAAUUAGUUAAUCUUGUCCGUUCUCUUUCUAUAAAAACUGGUCUUUCAGCAUAUGUGUUUCAUUGCAAUUCUGAUUUUGGGGAGAGGCAACAUGCCACCAGCUAUUUGUAGUUAUAUUUACCUAUACAGCACAGGUAACUUUAAUUCCAUGUUAAUUUGAUGAAAACAUGCUGUAGUAUAUUUUCAAACCAUGGAUCUGUCACAACAUUAAAAUGGUCAUUUUACAUA
Messenger RNA from Struthio camelus australis, 11765 nucleotides. RefSeq names its product synaptotagmin 14 (gene SYT14). Lineage: Eukaryota; Metazoa; Chordata; Aves; Struthioniformes; Struthionidae. Gene Ontology annotation, molecular function: phospholipid binding. The record is from RefSeq and is a predicted model, not a curated record.